Hirsutella rhossiliensis is the source of this 480-nucleotide messenger RNA. Its product is annotated as WSC domain-containing protein. Bases 1 to 480 code for a protein of 159 amino acids. The transcript has 2 exons. Gene Ontology annotation, cellular component: plasma membrane. NCBI's taxonomy places the organism in Eukaryota, Fungi, Ascomycota, Sordariomycetes, Hypocreales, Ophiocordycipitaceae. The record is from RefSeq and is a predicted model, not a curated record.
AUGGCCCCCCUGCCGCGACUCCUGUUGUCCCUGACGCUGCUCGUCCUCGCCGCCGCCGCGCAGACGCAGCACGUCAGAAUCUACAACGAGUCGACAAAGUACACCUACCACGGCUGCUUCAACGAGACGACCGACAUCGACGGCUCCGACCGCUCGCGCGCCCUCGCCGACGGUAUCAACCAGGUCAAGCGCGGCGAGAUGACGGUGCCCCUGUGCCUGGGCUUCUGCGCCAACGGCCGCACCCAGUACCGCUACGCCGGCCUGGAGUGGUCACGGGAAUGCUGGUGUUCGCAGACACUGUCAGGCAUAUCCACCAAGCUCGACGACGCGCGCUGCGACUUUCCCUGCGAAGGAGACCAGGAUACUUCCUGCGGAGGCUCCUUGAAGCUCACCGUCUAUCGCCUCAGGAGCGCCUCGACUGGCCUCCGGGUCUCGGCUUUCGUCGCCUCUCUGGGCUUUGCAGUGGCUCUUAUAUCAUAA